Messenger RNA from Corylus avellana, 2488 nucleotides. It is a transcript of the gene KLCR2, whose product is annotated as Tetratricopeptide repeat (TPR)-like superfamily protein. Gene Ontology annotation, molecular function: protein binding. The record is from RefSeq and is a predicted model, not a curated record. NCBI's taxonomy places the organism in Eukaryota, Viridiplantae, Streptophyta, Magnoliopsida, Fagales, Betulaceae.
CCUCUCUUCUAUCUUUCUGUGCAUUAACACCCUGAGAACUUUGGGAGUCAAAACUUCUGGGCACAACAUUUAAGUAUAUACUUAGUGCAAUGCCUGGAUUAGCUAUGGAGGCAUUAUAUGGGGAUGGUGUAGUAGACGAAUCCAAUGGAGGUUACACCCCAUAUAAGGAAAGCUUUACCCAGCAAGGCUCUCCAAGAAGUCCAUUGAGUCCACAAAGCCCUCAAAGUGACUCCAUUGAUCUGGCUAUUGAUGGUGUGAUUGACACCUCUAUCGAUCAGCUGUAUCACAAUGUAUACGAGAUGCAGAGCUCUGAUCAGUCACCCUCGAGGGCUAGCUUUGUGUCAUAUGGUUGGGAAUCGAGGAUUGAUUCAGAAUUGCGUCAUCUUGUUGGAUAUAAUGAGGAAUUUGAGGUGACAAAGGAAGUGGUGAUAGAAAAUAAGGAGAAGGGUAAUGGAGGUGACUUGACUCCCGGGUCUAUUGGUAAAAAGUCAGCAAAGAACCAGCUUUCUCGCUUGCACUUGGACUCUGGAGCAUCAGCAAAAUCAAGUCCUAAGAGUAAAUCUUCUCAUGAGAAGCCUCCAAUUGAUAAGAGGUAUGAGAAGAAUUCAAGAAAAGGGAAUGCAGUUUUUGCCAUGAAAAGGCAGAGAAAUUUGGCUUUACUGGGAGCUAAGUUUCAGAAUGGAGUUGAUAAUCCUGUUGUGGCAGCACUAGAUAAUCCAGACCUUGGCCCCUUCUUGCUUAAACAAGCUAGGGAUAUGAUUUCUUCUGGUGAAAAUCCUCAGAGGGCUCUUGAACUGGCUCUUCGGGCAAUGAAGUCAUUAGAGAUAUGUGCACAAGAGAAGCCCAGUUUGGACCUGGUCAUGUGUUUGCAUGUUUUGGCAGCAAUAUACUGCAGCUUAGGCCAAUACAAUGAGGCAAUUCCAGUUCUUGAGCGCUCAAUUGACAUUCCAGUGAUAGAAGAUGGCCAAGAUCAUGCCCUAGCUAAGUUUGCUGGGUGCAUGCAAUUAGGUGAUACCUAUGCAAUGCUAGGGCAGAUUGAGAAUUGUAUUCUGUUUUACACAGCAGGCAUGGAAAUCCAAAAGCAAGUAUUGGGAGAAACAGACCCUCGACUUGGCGAGACAUGUCGGUAUGUAGCUGAGGCCAAUGUUCAAGCAUUGCAGUUUGAUGAGGCUGAGAAGCUUUGUCAGAUGGGUCUUGACAUCCACAAGGAGAAUGGUUCUCCUGCUUCUCUUGAAGAAGCAGCAGAUAGGAGGCUCAUGGGACUUAUCUGUGAUGCAAAGGGUGACUAUGAAGCUGCUCUUGAGCACUAUGUUUUAGCAAGCAUGGCCAUGGCAGCCAAUGGCCAUGAAAUAGAAGUGGCUUCGAUCGAUUGCAGCAUCGGCGACGCUUAUCUAUCCUUGGCUCGGUAUGAUGAGGCAGUCUUUUCUUAUCAGAAAGCACUGACAGUCUUUAAGUCAGCUAAGGGAGAGAAUCACCCUACUGUUGCUUCAGUUUUUGUUCGUUUAGCUGACUUGUACCACAAGAUAGGAAAGUUCAAGGAGUCCAAAUCUUAUUGUGAAAAUGCUCUUCGAAUCUAUCAAAAGCCUAAUCCUGGGAUCCCUUCGGAAGAGAUUGCCAGUGGUCUUAUUGAUGUUUCUGCUAUCUAUCAAUCUAUGAAUGAACUGGAGCAGGCACUCAAGCUACUUAAGAAGGCUUUGAAAAUAUAUGGUAAUGCCCCAGGUCAACAAAGCACAAUUGCUGGAAUUGAGGCCCAGAUGGGUGUCAUGUAUUAUAUGAUUGGGAACUACUCUGACUCUUACAACACCUUGGAAAGUGCCAUUUCAAAGUUCCGGGCCAGUGGAGAGAAGAAAUCUGCGCUGUUUGGGAUUGCUCUUAACCAAAUGGGACUUGCCUGUGUGCAGCGUUACUCAAUAAAUGAGGCUGCAGAUCUUUUUGAAGAAGCAAAGAGUAUUUUGGAAAAGGAAUAUGGGCCAUAUCACACUGAUACAUUAGGGGUCAUUAGCAAUCUUGCUGGCACUUAUGAUGCAAUGGGCAGGCUUGAUGAUGCCAUUGGAAUUUUGGAAUAUCUGGUUGGCAUGAGAGAAGAGAAGCUUGGAACAGCAAAUCCUGAUGUGGAUGAUGAGCGGCGGAGGCUAGCGGAGUUGUUGAAAGAUGCCGGCAGGGUCCGGAGCAGGAAAACCAGAUCACUAGUUACACUCCUUGACACCAACCCUGAGAUCAUAGCAGAUGAUGAUUGUAUUAGGGUAUUGUAAUGAUGGUGGUGUAUAUAUGCUUGUUUAUAAGUUAAAUAUCUUUCAGAAGAGACUUAGGUGGUCGGUUUGUUAGAUUGUUCUUGGCAAAUUUGGGAAACUAAAUAAACAAUAAUAACAGCAAGGAGGAGAUCAUCCUGGUUCAAAUUGUUUGAUAUAGUACUAGGUAUCAACAGAAGUUCAUUUAUACUUUUGUUGUAUAUUGAUUGAUGAAUUAAUAUGUCACAUUCUUCUUUGUA